AUGCCAUCCUCGUCAUCCUUCCAACAAGUGGAAGAUUUGAAUACUUUAUUCAUGGAGGAAGCACUAAGCUAUUCUACUGUAAUUGAGAAUGUAUUUUCAACCGAUAUUAAUUCUAAUAAUGAAAAGUCAGCGAAUGGAUUUAUACUAGAUACAUUUCGAAAUUGGUGUUUGGUUAGUGUUACAGCUGCAGGAAUUCAUAAGGAAAUGGUAACUGGUUCAAAAUUUCUAUUAAUGAAGGAAGCCGACUUAUCGUUGACGAAUUUGGGCUAUUAUAAUCAAGGUAGUAGUGCUGGUUCAACUGCCCGAGCUGUGUUGUGCGAAGCAUUCGAUGGCUAUAAACGAUCUUCAAAAACGACCGGUGGCUAUGGGUUUCAAAUUGAAAAAUCUGAAUUAUUUUUACUUGGUGGUACUACCGGUGCAAAUAUGACAUCAAUACUAUUCAAGUAUGCAGCGCGCGGUAUAUGUGAUGGCUGCGAAAAUCGUUUUUUUGUAUGCUGUUGUGAAAAAUGGUAUUGUUGA
This is a messenger RNA of Didymodactylos carnosus, 519 nucleotides long. Lineage: Eukaryota; Metazoa; Rotifera; Eurotatoria; Philodinida; Philodinidae. The record is from the annotation of a GenBank genome assembly.